Molecule: messenger RNA, 240 nt
Organism: Mesorhabditis spiculigera
Lineage: Eukaryota; Metazoa; Nematoda; Chromadorea; Rhabditida; Rhabditidae
Source: the annotation of a GenBank genome assembly
AUGCGUUUCUUGCUCGGUUUAUUCCUAGUUCUUGUAUUAGUUGCUGUCAGUGAGGCCUGGAUUGGAGGCUGGGGCUGCGGUCUGUUUUGUCGUAUGCGGAUGAGGAGGAUCUGGAGGCUGGAAAGACGGCUGAACCGACUCACCUACGGCGGCUACGGGCUCAACUGGCUGUAUGGCGGUUACGGUGGCUACGGCGGCUAUGGAUAUCCGUAUUAUGGCGGCUACGGAUGGGGAAAGAAA